AUGGAGGAAUUUUCGCAACUUUUGGAUGAGCUCCUUCAUCAAAGGGCGCCGGGCGUCUCCGGGUCUCGUAUAAAGAGACUCGCAGCCAUAGCCUACGAACAUCCAGAACUCGAAUCAGCGGUAGUACAGAAAUUAUAUUCCCACAUUAAAAAAACACCUACUUCUCAUAAACUAGGCGCUCUAUAUGCAGUUGAGGCGGUGGCAAGAGCCUAUAAAGACAACAGUAAAGACCCUAAUAAAGGCAUACAGUUCACUGAUGGCCUGAAAAACCUUUCAGACGUUCUGCAGCCGAUCUUCGACUCUCUGGCUGUCCGCCAGCAGUCUUCCGACGCGUCAGAGAAAAUGCGCAAGGUCCUGGACUUGUGGACUCGUGCAGAGACGUUCGACGUUGGUAUGAUUGACGCAAUCAGAGACAAGCACUUCACCUCCACUACGCCCCCUGGCUCGCCGCCGGCCACCUGGGCAGGUCUCCCCGCAGAGAUCCUUCAUGGUCCCGAGCUUAAGCUUCCCAAGGCUGAGCCCAAGGCUGAUGCCGCCUCCAUUUUGGAGACGUUGGCCAAUUUAGCAAAAACAAAAGAGUCGGUAGCUUCUCCAGUCCCUCAGCAGGCUGCGCUGGCCCAGAGCGCUUCUGCUACAACGUCUGGUGAGCCCUCGCUUUUAGCAACUUUGUUAGCUCAAACCUCCAAAUCUACUCCUGCGCCACAGCCCAAAUCUUCGUCUCGCGGUCGCGGAUCGUCCCGAGACCCCAGAUUAGCCAUGAACCGCGAUAGAUCUCGCAGUCCAGGGCUACCUUCCCGUACCGAAAAGAGGGACAGGGAUUCCGACUCUGACCGGGACGACUCUCCUCGGCCGCCAAAGAACGUCAGCUUCGAUCCUACUCUUGUGCCGAUGGAUGCUAUUUGUGUUCUCUCGCGCACGCUUUUUGUGGGGGGCAUCCCCCCGGGCUAUGACGAGGCCGCUGCCAAAGGCAUCAUUGAAGAGUUUGUUCCUGUGCAAAGCGUUAUUUAUCACCCGCAGAAGCAUCAUGCGUUCAUCAAAGUUUAUACCCGCGCGGACGCUGAAAACGUCAAGAGCAAACUCGACGAGCGGGCUCGCCAAACUAGUACGAUGGUUAGAGCAAAGUGGGGUGUGGGCUACGGCCCUCGUGAUUGCUUCGACUACAGCAAGGGGCUGUCAAUAAUUCCACUUUCUCGUCUCACGGAGGCGGGAAGAAGGUGGGCAAAGACAGCUCGCCAUGGCGGCACAGACGGAACUCUGGAAGCUGGCCAAGUAAUGGAGGAGCCUGAUAUCAUUAUCGGCACCGGAGCGGCCUCUUCAUCCUCGCAUACCCAAGCCCCGCAAGCUCGUCGCCCUGUCCAGCAAGUCAGCCACCCCAGUGCUGGCUACGUACCUCCUGCUGGUGCCCAAUCCACUCCACAAAUGCCCGGGAUGCCAGGAAUGCCUAUGCCCGGAAUGCCCAUGCCAGGAAUGCCAGGAAUGCCCAUGCCAGGCAUGCCCGGUAUGCCUAUCCCAGGAAUGCCCGGGAUGCCGUUCCCUAUGAUGCCUAUGAUGCCCCCUGGAGGCGACAUGCAGGCGUUUUUCGCCCAAAUGCAACAGCCUAAAAAAGAGUAG
Messenger RNA from Wickerhamiella sorbophila, 1611 nucleotides. RefSeq names its product Protein NRD1. Lineage: Eukaryota; Fungi; Ascomycota; Dipodascomycetes; Dipodascales; Trichomonascaceae. Gene Ontology annotation, molecular function: nucleic acid binding. The transcript has a single exon. The coding region runs from base 1 to 1611 and encodes 536 amino acids. The record is from RefSeq and is a predicted model, not a curated record.